This is a messenger RNA of Lepidothrix coronata (blue-crowned manakin), 4855 nucleotides long. RefSeq names its product carbohydrate sulfotransferase 10 (gene CHST10). NCBI's taxonomy places the organism in Eukaryota, Metazoa, Chordata, Aves, Passeriformes, Pipridae. The transcript is spliced from 6 exons. The record is from RefSeq and is a predicted model, not a curated record. Gene Ontology annotation, cellular component: membrane. Gene Ontology annotation, biological process: proteoglycan biosynthetic process; carbohydrate biosynthetic process. Gene Ontology annotation, molecular function: sulfotransferase activity. The coding region runs from base 993 to 2081 and encodes 362 amino acids.
UCAAUAUAAAUUUCCUUAGAAGUAUUAAUCAGCACAUUUUUAGCAUCUUAAAUGGGAAUGAGGGCAUAUGGCUUAUUCCCUGGUAAUUCACUCAAAUGGCUGUAUAGAAAUUGUGAUCACAAACCAUGCAGACGUGACUCUCUUUGAAAUUGCAUGUGGCUACUUUAGGAGUGAGUUUGAUCCUAUUGAUAGUUGCACGCGUGAUUUUGGAUUUUUGUUCUUCCUGAGGCUACAAACACAAAUCUCACAGGAUUGUUGUGAGGAUGUCAUUGUAUGAGAUUUUUUGUAUUAGAUCCCCUUUGGUUAAGUGUUUUGACGUUGUGUUGCAUGUGUCCUCAAAAGGAAGCAUUCACUUACAUUUUAACUUUCCAGCACCCGAGUUCAGGCCCUCAGGUGUCUGUCUCUCCAGCAACAGUAGAGACAAUGGUGCUGUAUUUUUGCAGGAUAAAUAUUCAAACCUGAGAAGUCUCAGAUUUUGGUAUGUAAGUGAUGAUGUUUGCUGUUAGGUUUUUGUUGUGGGUUGUUGGAGUUUUUUUUGCAGUGGAGCUUUCACAGAUACUCGGUGGCAGCCUCUGUGUGUAUUGCCCAUCAGAAGCUGGAAAUUCAGUGAAAGAUGUAGCUUAAAAUGAUACAUUUCUCUUAAUGGCUGGGGACUUUUUUUGUCAUGGGUUUCCUUAUAUUUAAUCUUAACUUCUAAUAAUAAAAAAAUAAUUUAUUAGAGUUACAGUUUGAAAAAUCAGGAUAGAAGUGCUUAGAGCAGUACAGCAGACUUUAAAGCUGCGAGGCAGGGUAGAUGCUGCAUUCAUAAUACUGUGCAGUAUCCUCAUCUUCACUCUGCUUGGAUUCUGUCAGUUCCUGUGGGUGGUUUCUUUGCACAUUAAAUCUGCAGUCUCAAUCGUUUGGGUAACUCUUCCUGCUGUACUGGGGAAGUCCUGUCUGUGAGGCUUACCUGCAGGGAUGCAGCUACAGGAAGCAUCAACUUUAUAUGGCUCAUGCCUGACAACAUGCACCACCAGUGGCUGCUGCUAGCUGCAUGCUUUUGGGUGAUAUUCAUGUUCAUGGUUGCUAGCAAAUUUAUCACGUUGACUUUUAAAGACCCAGAUGGCUACGGUGUCAGGCAAGAGUCAUUGAUACUGACAGCUGUGACAAAAGUGGAGGAGGUACAUGUGCCGGAGGAAAAACAUUGGUCUGAAGAAUUCCAGCCAACUGGAAAAGCUUUUUCUGGAAAUCUGAUCCGCCAGCCCCUGGUUCAUAUGGAAAGACUUGAGCUUCUCAGGAACAUCUGCAGAGACACUGCAUUGAGAGAUCUUUCUCACACUGCAGUUUCCAAAUUCGUCUUGGACCGAAUAUUUGUGUGUGACAAGCACAAGAUCCUGUUUUGUCAGACGCCAAAAGUGGGCAACACUCAGUGGAAAAAAGUCUUGAUUGUUUUAAAUGGGGCAUUUUCUUCCAUAGAAGAGAUCCCAGAAAAUAUUGUACAUGAUCAUGAGAAGAAUGGCCUUCCACGUUUGUCCUCUUUCAGUGACUCUGAAAUUAAAAAACGACUGAAUUUAUACUUCAAGUUUUUUAUUGUUAGAGAUCCAUUUGAAAGACUUAUUUCUGCAUUUAAAGACAAGUUUGUGCACAAUCCUCGGUUUGAACCUUGGUACCGGCAUGAAAUUGCUCCCGGCAUCAUUCGUAAAUACAGAAAGAACCGCACAGAGACCAAAGGGCUGCAGUUUGAGGAUUUUGUGCGCUACCUCGGUGAUCCCAAUCACCGAUGGCUGGAUGUUCAGUUUGGUGACCACAUCAUUCAUUGGGUAACAUAUGUGGAACUUUGCGCUCCCUGUGAAAUCACAUACAGUGUGAUUGGACACCAUGAAACCCUGGAGGACGAUGCUCCGUAUAUCUUGAAAGCAGCCGGCAUAGACCACCUGGUAUCAUACCCCACCAUUCCACCAGGCAUAACAGUGUACAACAGAACAAAAGUAGAGCGGUAUUUUUCAGGAAUUAGCAAGAGAGACAUAAGACGCCUCUAUGCACGAUUUGAAGGUGAUUUUAAACUCUUUGGUUAUCGGGAGCCAGAUUUCUUGCUGAACUGACACCUGGGAUAAGCUCUGAAGAAGUGUCUCGUGGAUUCAUCUAAACCUGCGUGAAUACCAGCUGCAAUGUUGACAGAGAAUGACCAUUUGUUUUCUAGCUUUUUGAUGUUGCUCCAUUUUUCAGUGAAAUAUUUGUCAUAUGAACAAGUAGGGGCUUACAGUUGUUGUUUACCGACCAUGUUUUCAGUAUAUGACAUUGCAAUAUGUUAGGAAUGGUGUCUCUGUUAUCUGAAAUACAGAAUUUCACUUUGCCCUUCUCCCCUCCAGGAAAAAAAGAGGGAGAAUAAAUGGGCUGUGAUCUUGCUCUCCUUCUCCCAGACAGAAUGCCAUUUUUGAAAUGUUGUGAAGUAUUUAUAAAGAUGGCAGUUUCGCUGUAGGUUAACUCUGACAUGUGGGUAAACGUGAUGAUUCAUACUCAUGAGGAAGUAGUGUAGUCUCCCAUGAGCUUUGUAAAUGAGAGGCCAGUAUAGGACUAAAAAUUGACAAAAUUGUCUAGGUUCUGUCAUGUGGCUGCUAUAACUGUAAUGCUGAUCUAAUCCCACUCUUGUUUGUCAAAAAAUGAACCUAAUUAGACAGACGCUUUAGAGGUGUUAAAAAUGGGACUGGUUCCAGACCCCAGUUGUCUCCGUAUUUUUGUCAAGUGUUUACUGUACUUACUACUGAUCUAUUGAGCCUCAUAAUUCUGCUUUUGAUUUUCGAGAUAUUAUUUAAUUCCUGGCUGUGUAAGUUAUCUGAGAACACCAGAUGCAAAUGGAACAUAGAGGAAAUAUGAAACUGCAAGGGAAACUUCAAGGAAAAAUAAAGUAUCCACUGUAUUUGUGGGAGCACAUAUAGUAAUCACGAGAUGCUCUCACACAAUAUAACUUGUUUUUAUUUCUAACAGUUAAGAUUAAUAAAGAAGUCACAAAAGCAAGAUGUCAUAUUAAAGAGCUGCUAGAGUUACUUGGAUUAACCAUCUACCUUUUUCUUAUAUCCAACCUUGCUCAAUGUUCAGUACCUCAGAGAAUAGAAAGUUUAUCCCUCUCUGAAAAUCCAUCUCCCUACUGCUAAGGGAGAAAAGAAGACAGGAUGAAUCACUGAUUUUUUUUCAGUGAUUCACUGCCAUGAUGUCCCAACUCAAAAAUGCCCAACAUCUGUGUUAUCAGUGGGGUGGGUUGGGUACUUGCCAGGAGUUUGAAUGUCACUUAAAUUUGUGUACCCAUUUUAUGUGUUAAAAAAAAAACCAGAACUGAGUGGAUGCAGCCAUCAUAUUUGCCUGUGCUUGCAUUGUAUCUCAUAAAGAGCAGAUUCUUGUUUGAAUUCACCAGCAAGAAAAAUUGGUGUGCUGCCCCCUCAUCCUGCAGGCCAUGAGAGAGAGAGAGACCACGUAUCUGAAAUACAGGAAUUGCUCUGUCACAGUGAGCAUGUGAACUGUAUUUUUGAAAUCAUAGUCCCAAUAGAGUUAUUUGCAGAUCAGCAUAAUGUUGGUGGCUAGAAAUGCUAAUGAUGGCCAGUGCUAUGGAAUCUGCUUUUAUAUCCAGCCACAAUAUGUCUUUGAUAGUUUCCUGUAUUAACACAAGGAAACAUCUUGCACUUGUGUAAAAGGAAAGCUGUGCCAAGCUGACAUGUGCUGCUACCCACAAAAAGGAAGCCCUGUUGGAGCUGGAAAUGAUUUAAGAAAGAUCUCAAAAGACAAAUUGAAAUAAGGGAGAAUCAUUAACUGGGCAUCAUCAGCAUGAGAAUAGUCCAAGGUGGCAAAGCUGGCAGGUAGGAUAUUUUUCAGGAGGAUUUAAAAAAAAAAAAAGCAACAGUUACAGUGCCCUAACUUGUUAGUUCUUAACCAAUGAUAAAAAAGAUGUUAACAUCUCCAGGUUUUUCUGUGGUUUACUUAAUAUGGGAACUUAGCAAAAUGCACUGUUAAACGCAUUUUGGAGCUAAUGACCUGACUGAUUACCUCGCUGCCAAUUUAAAAUGUAACAGUAAAUAAUGUAUAGUAAAUUCAGGCCUUAAAGUUUAAUUCUAAUAAAGAUAAAAUAGACUUGUUUUCCUUUGAAAGCGUAAGCUACUGAUCACACAGAAUGCCAGUGUAUGUUUUUAUUUUUCUUGGUAAAUUACUUAAUGUCUUGAUUGCUUAAAAAUUGCCAGGUGGAAAGUGCUACAUAAAUAUUAAGUAAUAAUAUUUUUUACUAAUAGCUUUCUCUGCAUUGAGUUCUCUUGGACAUCUAUGAAGAGAGCUAUGGACUGACCUAGGCAGAGGUGUGUACUGCUCUCCCUUCUCUGUGUUCCCACACUUUUCAGGCUGUAAUGCUUGUUAUCAUUUCUUCAAUUCAAAUGCAGAGUUUCUCCUUUCAAUGAUACCUUCCUGAGCUAUGUUUUCUUUCUAGAAGUGUGGAGCUUUUUUCCUUACAUGGCUGAAGUAACAAUGGCACAAUUUUGGUGUGACUCUUAAGGAAACUUGGAUACCACGAAGGUCCUUGCCAAGGUAUGGUAGAGUUCUCCUUAAGUCGUUCCAGUGCAGGUAGGGUGGUCAGAGCACACUGUGCUGGGGAAGAGGCUCUUGCCAUGAUAGUUAUGAUGAAUUAGGUCCUUGUGGUUUGUUUUAGCUUGACUGUACUCUACACAAGGCUUUUACAAAUGUAGUCUCAGUGGCAUGCAUGAAUGUCUUUUGCCUGUUCAGAUGCCAUUCGCAUACCACUUUCAGAUGAUAUUUAUGUCAUAUUGUUUGAACUGCUGGCCCAGAUCGUUCCUUCUCUUUCUUUAUUGUUACUGCUUCAGAAAACAAAUUCAUAUCCUGA